This is a messenger RNA of Glycine soja, 1875 nucleotides long. RefSeq names its product probable pectate lyase 12. Lineage: Eukaryota; Viridiplantae; Streptophyta; Magnoliopsida; Fabales; Fabaceae. The record is from RefSeq and is a predicted model, not a curated record. The transcript is spliced from 4 exons. Bases 334 to 1746 code for a protein of 470 amino acids. Gene Ontology annotation, molecular function: pectate lyase activity.
UCCUCGAGAGCAGGGGGAUUCCUUGACAAUCCUCUCACUCACCGUUCCCUUUUUUGCCUUUUUCCUUCAUUACAUUAAUCAAAAGAACCUCUCUACAAUCAUUAUCUUUCGCCACCACCGAAUACCAUACCCACACUAACACUGUUAGCUUAAUUACUACUACUCAGCCACGUAUAUUACUAUAUAAUCAUACAGAAUAAACAUUAUUAAUCACUCACUUUCUCUGCUUAUUAAUUCACCUAACCAAACACUAGCUAACACUUUUGAACAACUUCCCCCUGCAGCAGCCACAGUAAUUAAGAACUCCCAGAGUGACUCCAUUCUUCAUCAACAAUGCUCCUCCAAACAACCUGCAUUUUUCUACUCUCAGUUCUUCUGAGCUCGUUUUCACCACUUGGAACCGCAAUGCUCAACCUCACUCUUCCCGGAGCUCAUCCUGACCCCGAAGCCGUUGCCCACGAAGUUCAUAGGAAGGUUAAUGCUUCAAUCGCAAGAAGGGAAAUGCUAUCAGUGUCUGAAAAAGACGGGUCUUCGUGCCUAACGGGAAAUCCCAUCGAUGAUUGUUGGAAAUGUGACCCAGAUUGGCCAAAUAACCGGCAGAGGCUAGCUGACUGCGUCAUUGGGUUCGGUCAGUACGCAAAGGGAGGAAAAGGUGGUGAAUUUUACGUUGUUACUGAUUCCUCUGAUGAUGACCCUGUGAACCCAAAACCUGGCACGCUUAGAUACGCAGUGAUACAGAACGAGCCACUGUGGAUCGUGUUCCCUAGUAACAUGAUGAUUAAGCUGUCUCAGGAACUGAUUUUUAACAGCUACAAGACCAUUGAUGGGCGUGGAGCUGAUGUGCACAUUGUGGGAGGAGGGUGCAUUACUUUGCAGUUUAUAAGCAAUGUCAUCAUUCACAACAUUCACAUCCAUCAUUGUCAUCCCUCAGGGAACACAAACGUUCGGUCAAGCCCGGAGCACUACGGAUUCCGGACAGAAUCAGACGGAGACGGCAUCUCCAUCUUCGGGUCGAAGGACAUAUGGAUCGACCACUGCACCCUUUCACGGUGCAAGGACGGUCUGAUCGACGCGGUGAUGGGGUCCACAGGGAUAACCAUCUCCAACAACAUGCUAUCCCACCACAACGAGGUCAUGCUACUCGGCCACAGCGACGACUACCUCCCUGACUCCGGAAUGCAGGUCACCAUCGCCUUCAACCACUUCGGGGAGAAGCUCGUCCAGCGCAUGCCCCGCUGCCGGAGGGGAUACAUCCACGUCGUCAACAACGACUUCACCGAGUGGGAGAUGUACGCCAUUGGUGGCAGCGGCGAGCCCACCAUAAACAGCCAGGGUAACCGUUACAUGGCACCGGAAAACCCCUUCGCUAAGGAAGUUACUAAGAGAGUCGACACGCAACAGUCCAAGUGGAAGGGAUGGAACUGGCGCUCCGAGGGUGACAUUCUCCUGAACGGGGCCUUUUUUGUUGCGUCUGGUGAAGAACUUGAAGUCAAGUAUGAGAAGGCAUACAGCGUCCAACCCAAAUCCGCUGAUCGCAUCUCUUUUCUCACCAUGUCCGCAGGUGUUCUCGGUAAUGCCAGGGACAACAACCUUGGCAUGUGGAGCAGAGGACCUUCCGAUGACACCACGGAGUCCGGAAUGGAAUACACGGAUGACAUGUCCACCACUGCAACAAUGCUUCUGUCUUCUUUUUUGCUUCUCUUCUUCUUGUCUUACACGAUAUUACGCUUGACGGUUAUUCUUUAACAAAUUCAACUAACGAUUCAGUGAUUAUGCGUCCGCAAUGUAACGUGACGUUGUUUCAUUUUUCUCUUUUCAUUGGAAUGAAAAGUGUCUGUUCCUUUAAGUAUAGGAUCAGGCUAAUUUAAGACUGUA